Capsicum annuum is the source of this 2336-nucleotide messenger RNA. Its product is annotated as BEL1-like homeodomain protein 9. Gene Ontology annotation, molecular function: DNA-binding transcription factor activity, RNA polymerase II-specific; RNA polymerase II cis-regulatory region sequence-specific DNA binding. Gene Ontology annotation, biological process: regulation of transcription by RNA polymerase II. The record is from RefSeq and is a predicted model, not a curated record. Lineage: Eukaryota; Viridiplantae; Streptophyta; Magnoliopsida; Solanales; Solanaceae. The transcript has 4 exons. Bases 301 to 2082 code for a protein of 593 amino acids.
AAAAGGUUUCUUUGAAGAAUAGUAGUAUUGAGUAGGUGUUUCUUUCUAUUAUAAUCAAACCAAACGACCCCUGACUGAAUUAACAGCAAGUCCUCUCUUGCAGCUAAGAAGUGAAAGAUAUGAUGAGCUACCUAGCUAGCUAGAUAGUUAUAAUAAUAAUAGCCUUUCAUAUCAUCAAUAUCCCAUCACACCCCCUCACAUUUCUUCCACUGUUCCUUCCUCCUUCUCUCUCUUUCUCAAUCCAUCAAAAAAUACAGUACUACAGUGCUAGCUUCUUCCCCUCUUUCCCUACAGUGUUCAAUGGCUGCAGAAGGAUUUGAAGCAUACCAUGUGCCACAACAAAGUCGUAGAGAUAGGCUUCGUGGUGGAGUAUCCGAUUGCACUGUUUUCCCUUCUUUUUACAAUGAUCAAUCACUCCUAAACCCUUCAGAUUUGCUUCUUCUAUCACAUAAUAAACAAAAAUCCCUUCAUUUUAUGGAUCCACAAAUAUCCUCUUCUUUUCAAGAAAUUGAUAACACCCCCGCUUUUCUCUAUAACACCCAGCAAUCGACUUUUGACGUCGUAUAUAAACAAGAACAAAUAUCAUCAGCAGCUCAUGAGCCAAAUAUUACUACUACUCACAACAACAACAAUAAUAAUAAUUCUAGUAAUAAUUAUGUUAGUACGGGUCAAGGUUUGUCUUUAUCUUUAUCAUAUCAGCCUCAUCAUCAGAACCAACUAAUUAGGACAAGUACUAGUAAUAGUACUGUUCCGCUUGAGCUGAAUUUACAAAGAUACGACUCAUCAUUAUUUGUGGCCGCGGCAGCCGCGGCCUAUUGUAAUAAUGAGUUGUCAUCAAAGAGUAAUAGUAGUACUAUUCUUGGACCUUUUACUGGGUAUGCUUCAAUUCUCAAGGGAUCAAGAUUCUUGAAGCCUGCAGAACAGUUGAUGGAACAAAUUUGUGAUGUGGGUAAUAAUAAUAAGGGUACUUAUGUUGAGAAAUUUGUAGAAGUUGAUGAUGUUGUAGUGAUGGAUCUUUCACCUGAUGCAUCUGAUGACGAUGGAAGUGAACACAGGAGGAACAAGUCCAACUUAGUUUCAAUGCUUGAUGAGGUAUACAAAAGGUAUAAGCAAUAUUAUCAACAGCUACAAGGAGUAGUGGCAUCAUUUGAAUCAGUUCCUGGACUUGGGAAUGCAGCCCCAUUUGCUAAACAAUCUAUAAAAGCCUUGUCCAAACACUUUAGGUGUCUAAAAAAGGCCAUUAGUGACCAAAUGAACUACACAAUUAAAUCUCAUAGUCAUAGUAGUCAAAUAAAUUGUGAUGAUUCUACCUCUACAAAAUUAGUUGGGAAAGACAAGCUAAAUUAUAAUAAUUUCCAAAGAGCAAUAGCAAUACACAAUGCUGGAUUUGUUGAGCAUCAUCAGCCUGCUUGGCGACCGCAAAGAGGCCUACCGGAACGUGCUGUAACAGUUCUCAGGGCUUGGUUGUUUGACCAUUUCUUGCACCCUUAUCCCACAGAUUCUGACAAAGUAAUGUUGGCCAAACGGACUGGUCUUUCAAGGAAUCAGGUUUCUAACUGGUUCAUCAAUGCAAGAGUUAGAUUAUGGAAGCCUAUGGUUGAAGAGAUACACAUGCUUGAAACUAGACAAGCUCACAAAUCUGCUUCACAAAGGGGCCAAAACAACAACAAUACCGUUGAAGUAAAUUUCCCCACAAGUAAUAAUUCACUUCCAUCUGAUCAAAAUCCAUCUACAUCAUCAGCACAACAAUUUCAACAAGUUCCAUCAAAGCGAAUGCGAAAUAAUGAUCCAACAGAUCAUAUGAAUUUAUCAUACGACAAUUUUUCGCCUCGUUCACGAGUUGGAAUUGAUCAAGUGAGUGUAUCAUCAGGUGGAAAUGGUGGGGUAUCAUUAACAUUGGGACUUCAUCAUCAGAACAAUAAUGGAACUGGAAUUGGGGGUUUAUCAACAGAUCCCUUUCCAAGAAAUGCUGCACGACGUUUUGGUAUCGAUGCAAGUAAUGAGGGAUUCAUGUUUGGUGGUGGAUUUGAAGCACCAAAUCGUCAGUUUGAAGGGCAAUUAUUGCAUGAUUUUGUUGGUUGAUUAUUAUUUUGUGCAUUUUGUAGCCCUGUAUUGACAGAUAUCAAUCUAGGAUUUAUAUAUAGUGAUCAUGAAUCAAAUUUGAAUAUUGCAUAAAGUUUUUUUGAUUAUGUAUUUCAAAUCGAGCAGAAAGCAAUGGGUUUAGUUGAACUCAAUUUGCUCUAAAGUGGUGUCUAUGUUUAGACUUAAGAGAAAAUAUGAACACAGAUGAACCACUCAAAAAUAAAUAUAAAUCUUUGAGCAGUUCUGUCAUUUAA